Molecule: messenger RNA, 2469 nt
Organism: Seminavis robusta
Lineage: Eukaryota; Bacillariophyta; Bacillariophyceae; Naviculales; Naviculaceae
Source: the annotation of a GenBank genome assembly
CGCAAUAAACUCUACGGUACAGGUUGGUGCAGACGGUCUAGUUUUCGUGUCCAUUAGGAUCCCAGCAGCAUGCAAGAAGACACCCUUCAUUUUUGUUGCUUGUUGAAGGAUCAUCACAUCAUCACCCCAUCGUCAACUCCGAACCGUAGAUGAGAUCCCCUUCAUUCAAUCCUCUUUGUCAAGAUCUGUACUCUAGUAACUGAUUUCUGUGGCUAAACAAAAGUUGCGUCUAUUCCACUUAGAAUCCUCUCUCUGCCUCGUUGCUUCCUUCAGCUGUAUACCGGUCCCCACCAUGGCGUCGUCGCAACCGUUCCGCCUGAUCAAGCGACCAGUGGAAACAUCGUCAUCCUUGGCAUCGAUCAAGAAGAAACCACGCCUAAAGACUAGUGGAGAUUACAAUCUGCGUGAACUAACUGGCUCUGAAUCUUGUCAAACAAAUGACGAAGUCCAUCAGUCCAUUGAACUUUGCCCCGUAAUGAAGGCGCUGAUCGAUACGAAGGUGUUUCAGCGUCUGCGACACAUCAGGCAGCUGGGAACAUCAGAAUACCUGUACAAUUGUGCGACUGGAAACAGAUUCCAGCAUAGUUUGGGAGUGGCACACUUGGCAGAAAUGAUGUGUAAGAACAUCAAGAAAGAGCAACCAAACCUGGGUGCUACUGAUAAAGACGUGUUCUGUGUCAAGUUGGCUGGGCUCCUUCACGACGUAGGUCACGGUCCAUACAGCCAUCUUUACGAAUGCUUUCGUGAAAAUAUGCUACCCAACUAUUUGGAUAAUCAUCCAGAACUGAAGGCAGCUUAUGAUGACUGCAAAGACUUGAAAAUCGAAGGUCGAUGGAGCCACGAAGAUUCAUCAAUGCUAAUGAUUGACACUGUGUUGGCUGAAUUGGGCCUUGAAAUUGACCUCCGCAAUAUGGACCACCCUUUGAAGCAGAUUGGAGACGGAGUAGACGCUGCAACCAUGCGCGUCUUCAAACCACCAAAUCAGAAUAACAGCGUCCUAACGUCUCGUGAUUGGGUCUUCAUCAAGGAAUGUAUUCUCGGUAAGCCAUUGCCCCUCCCUGGAUUCGACAACAAGGACUUCAUUGGGAGAACCGAAGCAACAAAAGAGUGGCUUUACGAUAUUGUCAGCAAUCGACAUUCGGGCCUCGACGUCGACAAGGUGGAUUACUUCGCUCGAGAUUCUCGAAGCGCUUUCGGCCCCGAGCCAAUCGAAUACAAACUGAUUGAAGACGCUCGUGUGGCCAAAGGACAAUGUGAUAAGGAGGAUUGUCCAACAUGCCAACGCGGACCCGGUUUCCACUACAUGAUAUGCUACCCAGAAAAACGGGUCCCUGCUGCAAUGAAGUUCUUUCGGAAGAGACUUGAUUUGCAUGAUGCGGUAUACCAAAACAAGAAGACUGUGGCUGCCGAAUGUUUGCUCUAUGACAUUCUUUGUUCGGCAGAUCCAUUCAUCAGACUAAAGUCCGAUGACGGAGUGAGUUUUCCUCCCAGCCGAGCAGUGCUCAAAAGUGAGUUCUUGAUGAAAUUGGAUGAUUCUAUCAUUCCGUUGAUUGGUCAUUCAACCGACCAAAAUCUUGAAGAAGCAAGAGCGUUGUUCGAACGCCUUCGCAGACAUGAUAUGUACAAGUGUGCCGUCGAUGAAAGACUGGUUACUGACAGUGAUCGCUAUUACGAAGACGACAAUGAGGAAUUGGAGGAGAAAUGCAAACGCGACAAGUUGCUAUUGGAAAUGAGCGAUCUUGAAACAUAUGUGCACAAUGGCAUGCUUCUUGAGAAACAACAUUGUGAGAGCCCCUUUCCUUUGGAUGCCAACGAUUUCAUUGUUCGGAAGUACGAUAUGCACUACGGCCGCAAGCAUCGCAACCCAGUCUCUUUCAUGCGUUUCUACGAAAAGGACAAUGAAAAGCUUGUUGGUCCCUUGGAAACAUUGCCUCGAGCGAGAAAGUAUGAUGUUUCAAAGUGGCUUGGUAUUACGCCGAUCUCGUUCCGUCGGGUUGGCAUACGGGUGUUUUGUCGAGACCCGAGCAAACGAGACCUGGUCAAUCAGGUUUUCCACCAAUGGUUUGAACGGAUGCUUAGGGGAGAAGUCGGGGAAGCCGAGUUUACGCCUGGAUCACCUUUCGGACUAGAGCUUCGCGGUGACAGCGACUGCGAGGAAGAAGAUAACGACGAUAAUGAUGGCUUUCAGCAAGAUACUGUUCCCCUUACCCAAGAAUCCGUGGGUGAGGGAGAUUCAGAGAACCACAUCGAUGGCCCCAGUCCCAUACCAGUUCGACACCGCAGUCGUCGACCUUAAUCAACAAGAUUGAUGCUGCUCUUUACGAACUAGCGUGGCCCUGUUGGCCACGGUGCAUCGGUGGUACAACACAUGUUAACAGUAAAAGUGUUGUUUGUUGUGUCGCAUCAAAGUGGACAGCUUUCUUGGCGUACGUUUUUUUAACUAGCCAGGGAUUGGGUACCGUACCGGUG